Cygnus atratus (black swan) is the source of this 581-nucleotide messenger RNA. RefSeq names its product gastrokine 2 (gene GKN2). Gene Ontology annotation, biological process: regulation of cell population proliferation. The transcript is spliced from 6 exons. Lineage: Eukaryota; Metazoa; Chordata; Aves; Anseriformes; Anatidae. The record is from RefSeq and is a predicted model, not a curated record. Bases 130 to 570 code for a protein of 146 amino acids.
CGCUAGUCCUCAAAAUUAGGCGUGGAAUGAGCUGCAAUUCUCAUUUUGCUGGGAGUCUUUUGGACUCAAACUUCUGCAUUGCAAACUUUUGUCCUGCACGGACCUGACAAUGAUUACGUCACUGCAACUAUGACUAUCAGCAAUGAGAAGAACGUUGCUGACGUCCAUGUCCGUUCUGGCAUGUACUCCUCUGACACUAUUUUUGACUACAGUCAUGGAUAUGUUGCAACAAGGCUGUUUUCACGAAAUGCUUGCUUUAUUUUGAAAAUAUCUGAGGCUUCCAUCCCAGAGCUGCAAGAAAUUGGACGCCUGGCUUUUGAGAAAAAGACUAUGAAGAAAGUGUAUUCUCCACAAAACGUGUGGGUACAGUUUCAAGCCAGCAAUUCCCUGUUUGGAGAUAUCAAGGAUUGGUUUCUCUAUGGUAAACCCAUUGAACAACUCUGCAAGGGUCUGCCUCUCUACAAGCUUGUGAAGACUGAACAACCACUACUGAAUUCUCAUAGCUGUGCCAGCGCAGGAAUUCCAACCAUUCUGGGCAUCAAUAUCUGUGAAAGCCUCCAAAAAUCCUAAUUUUUACGGUU